AUGCUAUUAUUUCUUAAUUAUGCACUAACCCCUCUCUUGAUAGCACAUGGUGGCUCGUCGCCCAGUAAUAACAAAACUCAUUCCUUUAGAGCCUCUUCUUCUUUUACUCCUUCCAUCCCUCAAACAAGUACUUAUGAUGUUUUCUUGAGUUUUAGAGGCGAAGACACCCGUUAUAAUUUCACUGAUCACCUCUACAAAGCUUUGGGUAGGAGAGGGAUUCGCACCUUCAGAGACGAUAAACUCAGGAGAGGAGAAGCGAUUGCUCCAGAACUCUUGAAAGCCAUUGAAGAAUCAAGGUCUUCCGUAAUUGUUUUCUCUGAAAACUAUGCUCGUUCGAGAUGGUGUUUGGAUGAGUUGGUGAAGAUCAUGGAGUGCCAGAAAGAUCUGGGACAUACUGUUAUCCCAAUUUUCUAUCAUGUGGAUCCAUCCCAUGUGCGAAAGCAAGAAGGAAGCUUUGGAGAGGCCUUUGCCGGUUAUGAAGAAAACUGGAAGGACAAGAUACCAAGGUGGAGGACGGCCUUGACGGAAGCAGCCAAUCUUUCUGGAUGGCAUCUACAAGAUGGGUAUGAGUCCAAUCAAAUUAAAGCAAUAAUUGAUAGCAUAUUCCAUCAAUUGAAAUGUAAGAGGCUUGAUGUUGGUGCCAAUUUAGUUGGUAUAGAUUCCCAUGUAAAAGAGAUGAUUUUGCGGUUGCAUAUGGAAUCACGUGAUGUUAGUAUUGUUGGGAUAAGUGGAGUUGGUGGGAUAGGUAAGACAACCAUCGCAAAAGUUAUAUAUAAUAAACUUUCUUGCAAAUUUGAAUGUAUGAGCUUUCUUGAAAAUAUUAGAGAAAUUUUCAAUGCCCAAGGUUUAUCUCACUUACAAAAUCAACUUCUUGGUGAUAUCCUAGAGGGAGAGGGGAGUCAAAAUAUAAAUAGUGUUGCCCAUAGAGCAAGUAUAAUAAAGGACAUUCUCUCAUCUAAAAGAGUUUUUAUAGUUCUUGAUGAUGUUGAUGAUCCAAGUCAAUUAGAAUAUUUACUUGGACAUCGUGAAUGGCUUGGAGAAGGAAGUAGAGUCAUCAUAACAACUAGAAAUAAACAUGUGUUAGCUGUACAAGAAGUGGAUGACAUAUAUGAGGUUAAGGGAUUGAAUUUUAAAGAAGCUCGUGAACUUUUCAGUUUGUAUGCCUUUAAACAAGAGCUUCCCAAAUCAGAUUAUAGAAACAUCUCAUGUCGUGUUGUAAGCUAUUGUCAAGGGCUUCCAUUAGCUCUAAAAGUUUUAGGUUCUCUCUUAUUCAAGAAGACAAUACCUCAAUGGGAAAGUGAAUUGAAUAAAUUGGACAGAGAACCUGAAAUGAAAAUUCACAAUGUGCUUAAACGAAGCUAUGAUGGAUUAGAUCGUACAGAAAAAAAUAUAUUUCUUGAUGUUGCAUGUUUUUUUAAAGGUGAAGAUAGGGAUUUUGUGUCAAGAAUAUUGGAUGGUUGUGAUUUCCAUGCGGAAAGAGGAAUAAGAAAUCUAAAUGAUUUGUGUCUUAUAACUCUCCCAUACAACCAAAUACGUAUGCAUGAUUUGAUACAACAGAUGGGUUGGGAAAUUGUUCGUGAAAAAUUUCCUGAUGAGCCAAACCAAUGGAGCAGAUUGUGGGAUCCCCAUGAUAUUCAACAGGCACUUAGAACAUCUAAGGAAAUACAAAAAGCUCAAACAAUAUCCUUGGACUUGUCUAAGUUAAAAAGAGUAUGCUUCAAUUCAAAUGUUUUUGCAAAGAUGACUAGUCUUCGAUUGCUCAAAGUUCAUUCAGGCGUCUAUUAUCAUCAUUUUGGAUGUAUUCACGAGAAGGAUUAUUAUGCUAUAAUAAAAAAUACUUCUAAAAUGCGACUUGACAUGAAAUUUGAAUUUCCUUAUGAGUUAAGGUAUCUUUAUUGGGAUGGAUAUCCUUUAGAUUUUUUACCAUCAAACUUUGAUGGAGAGAAGCUUGUUGAACUUCACUUGAAGUGUAGCAACAUAAAACAGUUGUGGCAAGGGCAUAAGUAUCUUGAAAGGUUAAAGGUCAUUGAUCUAAGUUACUCAAGGAAGCUCAUUCAAAUGUCAGAAUUCUCAAGCAUGCCAAAUUUGGAGAGACUAAUUCUUAAAGGUUGUGUAAGCUUGAUUGAUAUUCACCCAUCUGUUGGAAAUAUGAAGAAGCUUACUACCUUAAGUUUGAGAUUCUGUGAUAAGCUUAAGAAUCUGCCAGAUAGCAUUGGAGACUUGGAAUCUCUUGAGAUUCUUGAUCUCUCUUAUUGCUCAAAGUUUGAGAAAUUUCUGGAGAAGGGAGGGAACAUGAAAAGUUUAAAGAAGCUUCGUUUAAGGAAUUCUGCUAUUAAGGAUCUGCCUGAUAGCAUUGGAGACUUGGAAUCUCUUGAGCUUCUUGAUCUCUCUAAUUGCUCAAAGUUUGAGAAAUUUCCGGAAAAGGGAGGGAACAUGAAAAGUUUAAUGGAGCUUGAUUUAAAAAAUACUGCUAUUAAGGAUCUGCCGGAUAGCAUUGGAGACUUGGAAUCUCUUGAGAUUCUUAAUCUCUCUAACUCAAAGUUUGAGAAAUUUUCGGAGAAGGGAAGGAACAUGAAAAGUUUAAUGGAGCUUGAUAGCAAUCAGCUUUGCAAUCUGCAAAAACUUAAUAUCAGUCAAAGCAAAAUGGCUGGGCAGAUUCCGGUGCUUUCUUUAAGUCUAAAAGAAAUAGACGCACACCAUUGCACAAGCAAGGAAGAUUUAUCAGGUCUGCUCUGGCUUUGCCACCUCAACUGGUUGAAAUCCACAACAGAGGAGUUGAAAUGCUGGAAACUCAGUGCUCGUAUUCCAGAAAGUAGUGGAAUUCCAGAGUGGAUAAGGUAUCAAAACUUGGCAAGUGAAGCAACAGCAGAGCUUCCAAUUAAUUGGUAUGACGAUCCUGACUUCCCAGGAUUUGUUGUAUCAUGUGUUUAUCCUUCAAGUUAUGGCCAUUGUCAUGGUUUCUGGUGUGAAUUGAAUUUACAUGGCAAUGGACUUAGAUUCACGGAUCGAUGCUAUCAUUCAUCCUUGUGUGAGUGCCAUGGUAAUUUUAAAGAUGCGAGAGAUCAAGUAUGUGUUUGGUGGUAUCCUAAGAUUGCUAUUCCGAAAGAGCAUCACCAUAAAUACACACAUAUUAAUGCUUUAUUUGAGGGUACUGAGAUAGACAUAAAAAAAUGUGGCAUCAAUCUUAUAUUUGCGGGAGAUCAACAAAAUCAUAUGCCCAUGUUGGAGCAUCCUCAGAAUUCUGGUGACAAUGGAUCAGCAUUACAAGAUACCGAUGGUAAUGUUCAUGGGGCUAAUCAAGAUGAUGAACACCACCAUAUUCCCACGUUAGAUCUCCUCGGGAAUGUUGGUGACAAUGGAUCAGUAGUACUUGAAGACAAAAACCGUAAGAGAAGACGUGAUGAUUAACUCCAUCACCAGUACCAAUCAGAACGAAAUCACAUGUGGUUGUUGGGGGUGGAGUUUAUGUUUUUUUCUAUCAACUUAUUGGUGGAAACCUCAGGACAAUGAGGAGAAGUAAAUCUCAAGAUGCAAGUGAGAUUCCAAAUGUUGCUAAGGUGGUCUACUCUUGCAUAUGAUCAGUCUUGCUUACCAUCAUGACCAUCAAGAAAGAUGCUACAAUUUGUGUAUUGAAAGUGUGAAUUAGGAAUGUUAAAAAAUGAAAACUUGAAUUGACAUAUGUUUUUGCCUAUAAGAUGUGUGGUUAUAGGCCAUUCUUAUGGGUAUGUAAUUGACCUUGAUGUUGCAUAUCACCCUCUUUGUAUCUUCAAGCUAGUGGUUAGAGCUUCUCCGGAUAGUGAAAGACAAGUGUCAUGGAUUUAAGUAUUUUCAAAGCUCUCAUGUGGCACACAGACAAUUCAAGUCUCUUGAAGUUGUUAAUUCUUUCAUGUUGUGACAAAGGUCUGUAUCACAUUUCACACAUUAUAACCAUCACAUUUUAACUCAA
Molecule: messenger RNA, 3946 nt
Organism: Vitis vinifera (wine grape)
Lineage: Eukaryota; Viridiplantae; Streptophyta; Magnoliopsida; Vitales; Vitaceae
Product: disease resistance protein RPV1-like
Biological process (GO): signal transduction; defense response
Molecular function (GO): ADP binding
Source: RefSeq, a predicted model, not a curated record